This is a messenger RNA of Herpailurus yagouaroundi (jaguarundi), 1313 nucleotides long. RefSeq names its product lysophosphatidylcholine acyltransferase 2 (gene LPCAT2). Gene Ontology annotation, cellular component: endoplasmic reticulum. Lineage: Eukaryota; Metazoa; Chordata; Mammalia; Carnivora; Felidae. Gene Ontology annotation, molecular function: lysophosphatidic acid acyltransferase activity; calcium ion binding; 1-acylglycerophosphocholine O-acyltransferase activity. The record is from RefSeq and is a predicted model, not a curated record. The transcript has 12 exons. The coding region runs from base 210 to 1196 and encodes 328 amino acids.
UUUUUUUUUUAAUCAAUUUUCACUUUCAGAUUUUCUUUCUUGGAAUUAUCCUGCUUCCAAUCCGUGUCUUACUGGUUGCAUUAAUUAUAUUACUGGCAUGGCCAUUUGCUGCAAUUUCAACAGCAUGCUGUCCUGAAAAGCUGACCCAUCCAAUAACUGGUUGGAGGAGGAAAAUUACUCAACCAGUUUUGAAGUUUCUGGGUCAUGCCAUGUUCUUAUCCAUGGGAUUCAUGGUUACCGUGAAAGGAAAGGUGGCAAGUCCUGCGGAGGCACCAAUUUUUGUCGCUGCCCCUCAUUCAACAUUCUUUGAUGGAAUUGCCUGUGUCGUAGCUGGGUUACCUUCCAUGGUGUCUCGGAACGAGAACGCACAGGUCCCUCUGAUUGGCAGACUUUUACGAGCUGUGCAGCCAGUGCUGGUGUCCCGUGUAGAUCCGGAUUCUCGAAAAAACACAAUAAAUGAAAUAAUAAGGCGAGCAACAUCAGGAGGACAGUGGCCGCAGAUACUAGUUUUCCCAGAAGGUACUUGUACUAAUCGUUCCUGUUUGAUUACUUUUAAACCAGGGGCCUUCAUUCCAGGGGUUCCCGUGCAGCCGAUCCUCCUUAGGUACCCGAACAAGCUGGAUACCGUGACGUGGACAUGGCAAGGAUAUACAUUCAUUCAGCUCUGUAUGCUCACUUUCUGCCAGCUCUUCACAAAGGUGGAAGUUGAGUUUAUGCCUGUUCAAGUACCAAAUGAUGAAGAAAAAAACGAUCCCAUCCUUUUUGCCUGUAGAGUCCGGAGUCUAAUGGCAGAAGCUUUGGGAAUUCCAGUAACAGACCACACCUAUGAAGACUGCAGAUUAAUGAUCUCAGCAGGACAGCUAACAUUGCCCAUGGAAGCUGGGCUGGUGGAAUUUACCAAAAUUAGCCGGAAAUUAAAGUUAGAUUGGGAUAGCAUUCGUAAGCAGUUGGACGAGUACGCAACCAUUGCCUGUUGUUCCAAAGGAGGAAGAAUCGGAAUUGACGAAUUUGCAGAGUAUUUAAAGUUGCCUGUUUCAGAUGUCCUGAGACAACUCUUCGCACUCUUUGACAGGAACCAUGAUGGCAGCAUUGACUUCCGAGAGUAUGUGAUUGGCCUGGCUGUCCUGUGUAACCCUGCCAACACGGAGGACAUCAUCCAAAUGGCAUUUAAGAGGAAUUUAAAAGUUUUGCCCUAAAGCAUCCACAAUAUGCGAAGAUAUUUACAACCUACUUAGACCUCCAGACGUGCCAUGUGUUUUCAUUACCAAAAGAAGCCCAGGCAGCUCCCUUGAUCGCCAGCAAUAAAGUCAGUC